AUGGGCUCUGGCCAGGCGUUGGGGCCUCCUCCAAUCACCGGAGAUGAGAUUGCUCGCAUCCUUCGAUGCAAUCUAGUGCAGGAAUUCGAGCGCCUGCGCGGAGUGCCGGGGUUUCAGCUGGACCCCGUGCCUUGGGAAACAACCAGGAAGCUAGUAGAGGAGAACACCGCAGAGUCUCUCGGCAAACUAGGACGCUCGCCUGCCGGUUCUGUUAUUUACUGGAAGUUCAAAGGAACGAUCGACAAGGAGUGGGUAGGCGUCGCGGAGUACGUGCAAUGGAAUAUCUUCAAAUUUCAGACAGAACUCACAGAAGAUGGAAGGAAGAAGGUCAUCGUGCCGGAGCCGGACAGAGAAAACCCCACCAUAGUCUGGCGCCCAAACGAUUUCCCAUACAACUUUGAGGAGGGCAUGGAGCACCACAAUAUAUGGAGCACCGUUCCUCUGUCCGAAGAGGAGGUCCUUAAGAUCGUGGACCAGCACAGGAGAGGCUACGAGUUUGUCUGGUUCACCAACCCUCUGCCGCUCGCAUCAAUCCCUUCGGUGUGGCACGCGCAUGUGAUCUCGCGGCCUGGCACCGACAAGGAUCGGGCGGUGUGCGUGCUCAUUAGAUAG
Coccomyxa subellipsoidea C-169 is the source of this 612-nucleotide messenger RNA. RefSeq lists its product as hypothetical. Gene Ontology annotation, cellular component: cytoplasm. The record is from RefSeq and is a predicted model, not a curated record. Lineage: Eukaryota; Viridiplantae; Chlorophyta; Trebouxiophyceae; Coccomyxaceae. The transcript has 6 exons. Gene Ontology annotation, biological process: N-acetylglucosamine metabolic process. The coding region runs from base 1 to 612 and encodes 203 amino acids.